AUGGUACGCAAGUGUACUACUGCUCCUGCAUCGGAGGGCCCUAGCAAGAAGGCCCAAACGGAUCCCAGCGCUGCUUCGGAUGACGCAGCAAAUCGGCUGCUACAGAGCAUCCAAUUCUCGGUGCUCGGAGACGUCGCCCAGCUUAGGGAUGAGCUGGCAAAACGCAAAUUGUUCCCGCGAUUCAAAAUCUGUAGCGUUGAAACAAAGAUCAUGUGCUCCAGCCUACAGCAGUACAAGUCGGUCGGUGACCUGCUGAAGAACAGCACAGUGAAGUUUUACACUCACGAUUUGCCUUCGAUGAAACCAUUGAAGGUUGUUUUACGUGGUCUGCCGUCGUACGAAGCGGCUACCGUUAAAGAUGAACUGGACUCCACCACCCUUGCUGAGCUCAAGAGCAACAUACGUGACCUGUUUCAGGUCAUUAUCGACUGGGAAUACCACAAGCCGCAACACCUUGAUGUGACCCAAUGCACAAGUUGCCUCUCCUUCGGCCAUGGCACGAAGAACUGUCAUAUGAAACCACGCUGCGACAAGUGUGCUAUGGCCCACUCGACGGCUAUCUGUGCUCAAGCUGGUGACACCGUCCCGAAGUGCGUGAAUUGCGGUGGAACUCACCUUACCACUACUCGGGACUGCCCCAAGCGAACGGAAUUCAUCGCCUCACGGCUGCUGCAGCUCUGCCAAAUCAAGGUUCUUCGUCGGCGCCUGGACUACCGUAUGCCCGUGUUGCCUCAGGUGACUCAGUUGACGAAUAUCCGUUAA
Messenger RNA from Ochlerotatus camptorhynchus, 762 nucleotides. RefSeq lists its product as uncharacterized. NCBI's taxonomy places the organism in Eukaryota, Metazoa, Arthropoda, Insecta, Diptera, Culicidae. The record is from RefSeq and is a predicted model, not a curated record. The transcript is spliced from 3 exons. The coding region runs from base 1 to 762 and encodes 253 amino acids.